AUGGACGUGGCGGACCAUGUGUCUUCCCUCCCCGCUCGCGCGACCGCGUCGGGCGAGAAGGGCGUUUCCCAGGGCACACAGUCGGAUCCGGCGAGCCCGGCCGAGCCUGCUGCCAAGCGUGGCCUGAGCCUGAGGUAUGCGUCGCUCAAGAAGGCGCUGCUCGCAGCGGCGACAAUGUUCGCAGCGGCGCCGAAGACAGUGUCGGAUUUCCAGUUGUUUGCCGCUACAGAUCCGUGGCUAGCCCAUUUGAAGACGCCGUCGCCCUCCUGUUUGAGCCCCGCGGGCGCAGACUUCAGGAAGGCACACAAUGAUGAGGUCCCUCUGCAUCUCCUCCAGGGCGGGCGUGCUGCGUGGCCGGAAAUGGUGUCGCUUUGGCCCGAGGCGGAAGGCGUGAAAGCGGAGUGCAGCGCGCCCUCUUGUUACGGCGGCGGCGACUCCCGCCAGGAGGCAGACGCGGCUUACGAUCCCCUGGGAGGAACUCCCCGGGGCGGGCCCUUUGCCCAGCUCCGAGCGGCUCUCGCAGAUCACUUUCUUCGUCUGAUUCCACGUGUUCCCGGGCUCCCGACGGUCCUCGGUGCUGCCGCGGCGCCAGGAAAGAGGCUGUCGUCACGCCGUCGAGAGUCCUUUUACGACGAUGACUACUCGUGGGAUUCAGAGUCCGUUGACAGGAGCUACGGGAUGCUGGGCGCAGACUACAGCAGCGAGAACAGCGACGAGAGGGAGACAGACACCUCGACGCUGUCAGAGAGCGAGGGGUCGCCGCCGGUUGGCGGGCCGCGAGGCAGCGCGGCUCGCUCUGCGGCUGGCGCACUGCUGCACGGAGAGUGGAGUGCAGAGUCCAACAGCAGCGAUUCUUCCUACCAGGGAGACGUGGCGGCGGUACACGUGCCGCCGCCGCUGAUCUUUCCCGCGCAGGACCGUGUGCCGUCGUCGCAGCGGCGGGGGAUCUUAGCAGAACCACCUUCGCCAAGCGACAGCGUGGAGGGCGCCCGGAGUGCGCGCCGGCCCAGCUUCGCGGGACGGGAGUCGAACACAACGGGCUCCGACGCAGGCUUCGAUAUGGGCCGGCGCGACGGCGACAGCGGUGAAUCAGGGCCUCGUGGGAGAAAGACAGCAGUAGAGAAGAACUCGAGAGGGAGUCUUCGCACUUCCUGGCUGGUCGACGACCCAGCAGCAGUUGUGUCGCCCGCUGCUCCGGGCCCCCCGGAAGACCCUUCUGAUCUGCUCUCCACGCCAAUCUCGAAACUGGUCGAUUUGCUGAACUUCAAAGAACAGAAGGUGGAGACCGCUGACAACUCGUUCGCUGGGGGGUGGAGCGGCAGCGCCGAAGGAGGGAGGCAGCGCAUCUCGCGGAUUCGGUCGCUCCUGGAGUCCACCGACCAAGAAGAAGACUCGCGGACGCACAAAGAGCGAGAGCGGUACCUGGGCCCAAAGCGUCACUGCUUUCUGGCUCCGGACUACGACUUCUUUUUGAGCAUGGAUCCAGUCGAGCCUUCGCCGGACGUGGUGGCGAAUAUCGUGGGCGCGUUCUCCGACGACACAGUCGAAGAGGAGGUCGAGCUCGCCCGGCCAGGGCUGCAGAGAAAACUACGCGAGGUCCUUGGCGUGGGACGGAACCAACUGCUCACGCUGGAGCUGCUGGAGGGACCGGUGCACGCGGAGAGCCCGGGCGGCGCGCUCCGGGCUUCGGUUGAAGACAGCACCCGUGCCAGGCCGAGUCAGCUUCAUCUCCCCGACGGCCGCAGGCGCAUCAAGCUGAUGGGCGUGCUUGGGGCCGGCGCCCAGGCGGUCGUCCUCGCGGGCGAGGAGGAGACAACUUACGCGCACGGCGGCAGCGGCGCCAAGGCCGGCGGGGGUGUUCCCGGGAGCGGAUCAAUGUCUCCAGUCGCCUUCAAACUCUUCUACACGCGACGAAAGUUCCACAGCUACAGCAGGGCGCAUCGGGAAGCAGUUCACAUGUUUGCGCAAGAGAACGGGCUCAGGAGCUGGGUGCCGCGGCACAUCCCAACGUCAGCGCUCUACGAACGCGGCCUCGUGACGCCCGUUUACGCGGGCAGUCUAGAAGGUCAUUCUCCUGUGCUGUUCAGCACACGCAAAUGGGUUGUCCUGAAUUUCCUCGCAGCUCUCCCUCCGCAGCUUGGAGACAUGCAGGGGCUGGACUUCGGACGCCUUUCGGCGAACGCGCGGGUCUACAUAGUGUUGAGACUGAUUCAGACUGUGGCGGGCCUUCAUGCCCUGCGCGUGCUUCAUCUCGAUAUCAAACCAGACAACGUCCUGGUUGGUCGCGAUGGCCGCGUCUUCCUCGCGGACUUUGGCUACGCGAGGCAGGGGCUGGCGUGCCCGGAGCCGAUGGCCGUUGGCGGCACCGAUGCGUACAUGGCUCCCGAAUGGGCGCGAAGACUGCUGGACCCGAACGCGUGGAUGGUUCAGCACGACACACUCCGAGACGCCUGGGCGGUUGCAGUGACCUGUUACACGGCGUGGUGCGGCGGAAAUUUUCCCUACGGCCUGGAGCGCAUCAUCGACGAAAACCUCUCCAAGAGGGACGCCUUCAAAUUCAUCGCUGCUCUGGAAGAGACGAGGCCCCAGCUGUCCAUGCAGGGCUGUCUUCCUGAUGAAGCGCACCCCUUCGCGAGGGAAAUCAACAGAGUUCUCCACGCGAUGCUUCGCAUUGACCCAAGUGAACGCGUGACGCCUAUGCAGAUUGUCAAGACUUCAUCCUUGUUCGUGGGCAGGGCAGCGGCCAGCCACGGCCCUGCGGGUCCCGAAGCGGCGCGGCGCGGGAGCCCCCACGAGACGCACUGA
Molecule: messenger RNA, 2805 nt
Organism: Besnoitia besnoiti
Lineage: Eukaryota; Apicomplexa; Conoidasida; Eucoccidiorida; Sarcocystidae
Exons: 1
Coding region: 1-2805 (934 amino acids)
Biological process (GO): intracellular signal transduction; protein phosphorylation
Molecular function (GO): protein serine/threonine kinase activity; ATP binding
Source: RefSeq, a predicted model, not a curated record